AUGGCUGAGCAUCUUGCCCGAAUCUUCGGCACUGAAGAGGACCGUGUGAACUGCCCCUUCUACUUCAAGAUCGGUACAUGCCGUCACGGUGACCAAUGCUCUCGACAGCACAAUAGGCCGGUCUCUAGCCAGACCGUCCUCCUCAAGGGAAUGUACCAG
Perkinsus marinus ATCC 50983 is the source of this 159-nucleotide messenger RNA. Its product is annotated as splicing factor U2AF 35 kDa subunit, putative. Lineage: Eukaryota; Perkinsozoa; Perkinsida; Perkinsidae. Gene Ontology annotation, molecular function: metal ion binding; pre-mRNA 3'-splice site binding. Gene Ontology annotation, cellular component: U2AF complex; spliceosomal complex. The annotation marks the transcript as partial. The transcript has a single exon. Gene Ontology annotation, biological process: mRNA splicing, via spliceosome. The record is from RefSeq and is a predicted model, not a curated record.